Xenopus tropicalis (tropical clawed frog) is the source of this 6185-nucleotide messenger RNA. It is a transcript of the gene setd1b, whose product is annotated as SET domain containing 1B. Bases 237 to 6104 code for a protein of 1955 amino acids. Gene Ontology annotation, biological process: chromatin remodeling. NCBI's taxonomy places the organism in Eukaryota, Metazoa, Chordata, Amphibia, Anura, Pipidae. Gene Ontology annotation, cellular component: Set1C/COMPASS complex; chromosome; nuclear speck. The record is from RefSeq and is a predicted model, not a curated record. Gene Ontology annotation, molecular function: histone H3K4 methyltransferase activity; histone H3K4 trimethyltransferase activity; RNA binding. The transcript has 18 exons.
AGAGAGGAGGGAGGCGGAGGACGCGGUGCAUUGUGGGCCGCCUCAGAGCGAGCAGAAGCACAGCUCACACACAAUAUGUGUUGGCUCGCCAAAAAGGAGCAGCCAGGGUCCCUUCCACAGCAUGUCAUGUAACCGGGGAAGGGGCCUGUGAAGCGGCUUGGCCUUUCCUGCGGGGCAAGGAGAUAGCCCUGGGCGCAGGAGAGCUGAGGUUGGGGGAGUGGGGAAGGCGGGCAGGCAUGUCUUUCAAGGAGGCCAAGCCUGGGGAGAGAGGCAAGAACCCAGAAGACCAUGGCAGAAAGCAGACUGCAAGCUGGAUCAACGGGAUGGAGGCAGGCAACCAGCCCAGUACUUCGGGCGAGAAGAAGAGUCACCAUUGGCGGAGUUACAAGUUGAUCAUUGACCCUGCUCUGAGGAAGGGGCAGCACAAACUCUAUCGUUACGAUGGGCUCAGCUUUAGCAUGCCUAACUCCGGGGUCCCCCCUGUGGAUUCAGUAAGAGAUCCCCGGAUCGGACGUAUAUGGACCAAAACUAAAGAGUUGGAUUUGCCUGUCCCCAAACUUAAGAUCGAUGAGUUUUAUGUGGGGCCAGUGCCCCCCAAGCAGGUGACGUUUGCCAAACUAAACGAUAACAUCCGCGAAAACUUCCUGGGGGACAUGUGCAAGAAAUACGGGGAGGUGGAGGAGGUGGAGAUCCUUUAUAACCCCAAAAAUAAAAAACACCUGGGCAUUGCCAAAGUCAUAUUCGCCAGCGUGAAGGGCGCCAGGGACGCGGUGAAACACUUGCACAACACCUCGGUCAUGGGCAACAUCAUUCACGUUGAGCUGGACACGAAAGGGGAAACGCGUAUGCGCUUCUAUGACCUUUUGGUUAAUGGUUUCUAUACUCCUCAGACUCUUCCAGUUGGAAGUGAUUUGGAUGCCUCUCCCACUGUGAAUGAAACACCACAGGUUGUCGAGUCAGUGAAACGUACCAAGGAGACUGCCAUUGGUCCAUCAGUUACCCCAAAUAGCAGUACUCCAUUUUCCCAUGAUACAGCCUAUUCAAGCUCUCGACAAGGUACACCUAAUUCUUACAGCCAGUUUACACCACAGUCGCAAGGGACUCCUCAUACUCCCCGCUUGGGAACCCCUUUCUCGCAGGAUUCCAGUUAUUCCAGUCGGCAAACAACACCAGCUUUUCAUUAUGGACAAGACUCUGGUUUUAAACCAAGGAGACAUGAAAAUAAGUUUACGGACGCUUACAAUAGAAGACCAGGCCACCACUAUGUACACAGUUCUGGAUCCUACCGGGGGACUGAACACACAUUUAAUGUGACCAGACCUCAACCAGAACCUGUGCAGGUUCCCCGCACACCACCUUUGAGUCAUUCUAGCGGGAAUUAUAAAUCCGCAUUUUCACCUUAUCAAGGAAAUACUGUUUUCCCUCAAACAGAUGAGAGCCAGUAUCCUCAGACAUCAAGGGAUAUGGAGUACAGAAGGACAGGGCCUCAGACGUCAGACUCCUAUUCUGACGCAGGGUGUAACUCUGCCAGUUUAGAACUGAAACCAGUAAAGGAGAAACCAGAGGAACCACCACCUCCGGAACCUGACUCAACCACAGAGCAAAAAGCAUCAUUUUCCCAGACCCCAGAGAGGUGUGAGACACCUGGAACUCCAACUCUGGAGGCUGAACUGCAGCACAACAGUUUGGAUACACGAAUUGCAAUGCUAUUAAAAGAGCAAAGGACCCAGCUGCAUUUAAUUGCUGGUGAUCAAAAUUCAGACAAUGAAAUAAGGAUGGAGGGAAGUCCAAUAUCAUCCUCCUCCUCUCAGCUCUCCCCAAUCCCUCCUUAUAGUUCAGGCUCCCGUUACCAGGAUGUUACCCCUUCAUCACGGCCCUCAAGCACAGGAUUAGAAGAUAUUAGUCCAACCCCUUUGCCAGAUUCUGAUGAUGACGAUGAGCCGAUUCCUGGCACUGCCUCACUCUGUCAGAACUCAAGGUCAGCAUCUCCCAUAGACCAGAUUAAUCAGUCUGGGCGAAAAACUGAGAGUUUGGAUAAGAAGGAACUUGUAGCAGGUGAUGAAACCCCAACAUCUGAGAAAAUGGAUGAGGGUCAUCCUUCCUCGGGAGAGGACAUGGAGAUCUCAGAUGAUGAAGUUACCCCUUCUCCAAUAACAAGUGCAGAGUGUGCCAUAACCAGUUCCUCUGUCAUUUCCUCAGUCAUUCCUAUUCCACCACCUGGGUUUCCCCCUCUGCCACCGCCACCUCCUCCACAGCCUGGAUUUCCCAUGCCACCUCCUUUACCCCCUCCACCGCCUCCUACUCAUCCAUCAGUAACAGUACCACCACCUCCAUUGCCUGCACCACCUGGGGUGCCUCCACAUCACAUAUUGCACCAUCCACCUCCAUAUCAUCAUUUCCCUGUGAUGCAAGGAGAAAUGAUGAAUGUCCUUGGGAAUCAUUGGGGUGGGAUGACAAUGUCCUUCCAAAUGCAAACUCAAAUGCUCAGCCGCAUGAUGCAAGGGCAGGGUUCUUACCCCUACCACCAUUUCAUGGGAGGCUCCAUGCAGUUUGGUAACCAGCAUCCUUAUCGCCCCUUUGCUAUAUCUGCACACCUUACCAGAGGACAGCCCUGGCCACCCUUUCCAAAGUUUGAUCCAUCUGUACCACCACCAGGCUACGAGUACAAAAAGGAGGACCCUCACAAAGCAACAGUGGAUGGAGUCCUGCAAGUUAUUGUCAAGGAACUGAAAGCUAUAAUGAAAAGAGAUCUGAACCGCAAAAUGGUUGAGGUGGUGGCUUUUAGGGCAUUUGAUGAAUGGUGGGAUAAGAAGGAGCGUUUGGCAAAGUCCUUAACACCUGUGAAAUCUGGGGAGAGCAAAGAAGAAGAUAAACAAAAGACAAAGGAGCAUAUAACUUCCAGCCUCUUGGAAAGCUGGAACAAAGGGGAAGGAUUAGGUUUUGAGGGCAUUGGACUGGGCAUUGGUCUGCGUGGUGCAAUCCGACUUCCCUCUUUCAAGGUAAAGCGGAAAGAACCUCCUGACGCGGCACUGGCUGGAGAUCAGAAGAGGAUUCGCCCAUCUCAUUCAGUAGAUGAUGAGGAUGAAGAGUCUGAAAGAGAUCGAGAUAUCUCUAGUACAGCAUCUGACUUAUCAAAGAAAGAUGCAGAUGCAGUAAACAACCGAAGAAGGCCAGCAAGACCCUUGGAUAGUGAAGGGGAAGAAGAGGUUGAAAGUGAAGGGGAUGAUGGGGAGACGUCAGAUAAAGAAGACUCCUCUUCUGAGAAAGAGGACCAAGAUGAUGGUUCUGUGUCAGCUUUGUCCAGUAAAAAACAGCUGUAUGGGGAUAAAGAGGGUGAUGACGAAGAUGAUGAUACACAAAGCAGUGGGAAAGAAGAGGAUCUUGUUUCAGAAGAAGAAGAUACCACCAGUGUAGCUUCCUCUAGAGCCGAGAUGGAUUCUUCUGAUGAAAGUGAGGAAUCUUCAGAGUAUGAGUCAAGCUCGGAUUCAGAUGAAAAAGAGGAGGAAGAUGAUGAAGAAGAAGAACUAGUCUUUGGGGACGAUCAAUCUGAAGAUCAAGAUUUAGGACAGGAAUAUGAAGUUGAAACUGAUAGGGAAGAAGAUUUCUUCAGAGAGAAUUUGUCUGAAUGUAGUAGUCUACCAAAGGCAGGAGAUGUGGAAUUAGAAGAUGAAAUGCAAAAAGUAGAGGAAGAUGUUGCACGGCAAACAACACAAGAGACAUUACAUCUGAGAAAGAAAAAUCUGGAUGUACCACUGGUGGAGUCUAAAGAAUGCAAACAGGAUACCUUAGAUAAAGUGGAGAAGCUCUUUGCAGUACCCAUGCAAGAGGAAGUUUUUAAGGAGCAUGAAAAAGCACCAUCACCAAUGAAUGAAGAGGAAGAGUAUAUAGAGCUUCAAUUAGAACCUGUGCCUUUGGUUCCAGAAGGUGCAGCUCCAGCUGCACAAGAGCCUGUGAUCAUCCGUCCCUUAACACCAACUGGUGCUUUUGGUGAGACUGGUCCUGUUCUCAAGCUUGAAGAACCCAAACUGCAAGUUAAUUUAACUCAGUUUGCCACAGAAGAUGAAGAACUGUACCCUCGCACACCUGGCCGGGACACGGCUGCUCAUUCAGAUACAGAGGUCACUUUUCAGCCUGGUUUGAAAGUAGCCCCAUCCAGCCUACCUUUUUUGCCAAGCCACAAUAAGGAAGAGGAGUGUCUGCUUCCACCUGAAAAGCAUGCCGGUCAUUUAACGGUGACUAAGAUGCUGUCGGAGGAAGAUCUGCCCCGUACCCCAGGCAGAGAUAUUGUGGUUAAGUCCUCCCACCUUGGGAAGUCUCAGAGUACUGAGACAGUUCCUGCUACGCCUGGUAGUGAUGCUCCCCUCACAGGUAGCAGCCUUACACUGACUUCCCCACACAUACCUGGCAGUCCUUUUUCGUAUCUCUCACAGUCACCAGGAAUAAUUAACAGUGGUAUUCCACGGACACCUGGAAGAGAUUUUAACUUCACUCCAACCUUUCCAGAAUCAAAUUCAAUAUUCCCUUGCCACCCUUCUGGCAAGAAACCCUCUGUGGAUGAACCAGAUGAAAAGUCAUUCAAAGAACCAACCAGUGCUUCCUUAACAAUGAACAGUGUUCCUUCACCCAUCCCAUUUGCUAGCCCGCCUAGAGGGCUUCCUCACAUGGACAUAAGGUUAGGGGCAGAUGAUCUGGAAUCAUCUGAUACUCCAGCAUACCUUUCCGAUAAAUUAUUAAGUGAGGAGAGUGAAUGUGAAUUUACUAAAGUGCACCUGACUUCCACUGAUGAAUCUGCACCAUCACCACCUCUCCCUCCUGCAGAGAAGAGGAAAGGAGACAGAUCCAAAAAACCUCUUUCUGCUCAUGAAUUCGAGACUGAGAAAAACUAUGAAACUUCUUCUGCUGUUGCCAUGUCAGAAGGUGCUUUGGGUAAACAGAUGUUUAUUGGACAACCUGAUGCAGUCAGUGGUAUUAAAGAUCCAGCAGCUGUACCGCUAGACUUUAGGAAUGAUAGCCUCUCUGAAAACACAGUUCACGAGCCCAUUAUUCAAAAAGUCCCUUUAAAAGAGCUGGAAAAUCAGUGGAAUGAAGUUUUAAAAGAGGAGGAGGAUAUAACUAAACAUAAAAAAUCAAGGAACUCCAGGCAUAACAAUAGAUAUGAUGAGUUUUCAACUGUACCUUCUCCCGAAUUUUCCCCACCCCGAGCUAUGUUUAAACCUCGCUCUGAAUUUGAGGAGAUGACCAUUCUUUAUGAUAUAUGGAAUGGAGGAAUAGAUGAUGAAGAUAUCAAAUACAUGUGCAUUACAUAUGAUAGACUGUUACAGCAAGAUAAUGGCAUGGACUGGCUCAAUGACACAUUAUGGGUCUACCACCCUUCAACCAGUGUUUAUUCCCCCAAGAAGAAGAAGCGAGAUGAUGGUUUACGGGAGCAUGUAACAGGAUGUGCUCGUAGCGAGGGAUAUUAUAAAAUUGAUAAGAAAGACAAACUUAAAUACCUCAUCAACAACCGUUCUUUGACUGAAGAACUUCCCAUCGAUACCCAGGGAAAGAGUAUCCCAGCUCAGCCUCAAGCCUCCACCCGAGCGGGCUCGGAAAGAAGGUCAGAACAGCGCAGACUGCUCUCUUCCUUCACUGGAAGCUGUGACAGCGACUUGCUCAAAUUCAAUCAGCUGAAGUUCCGAAAGAAGAAGUUGCGUUUCUGCAAGAGCCAUAUUCACGACUGGGGUCUUUUUGCCAUGGAACCAAUUAUAGCUGAUGAGAUGGUUAUUGAGUAUGUGGGACAAAAUAUUAGACAGGUAAUUGCCGAUAUGCGGGAGAAGCGAUAUGAGGAUGAAGGAAUCGGCAGCAGUUACAUGUUUAGGGUGGACCACGACACCAUCAUUGAUGCGACUAAGUGUGGGAAUUUUGCACGAUUUAUUAACCACAGCUGUAAUCCUAAUUGCUAUGCAAAGGUUAUUACUGUGGAGUCUCAGAAGAAGAUUGUGAUCUACUCCAAACAGUAUAUCAAUGUGAAUGAAGAGAUAACAUACGAUUACAAGUUUCCUAUAGAAGACGUGAAGAUCCCUUGUCUUUGUGGAGCAGAGAACUGCAGAGGGACGCUAAAUUAGAGAUCCCUCUCUUCAAUGCACCUUUCAGCCAUGUUGGACUGCAGGAUAUAGGUGUAAGUUGCACUUUUGCCAAAAAUGAUA